Musca domestica (house fly) is the source of this 1630-nucleotide messenger RNA. It is a transcript of the gene CAH2, whose product is annotated as carbonic anhydrase. The coding region runs from base 498 to 1475 and encodes 325 amino acids. Gene Ontology annotation, cellular component: cytoplasm. The transcript has 4 exons. The record is from RefSeq and is a predicted model, not a curated record. Gene Ontology annotation, molecular function: carbonate dehydratase activity; zinc ion binding. NCBI's taxonomy places the organism in Eukaryota, Metazoa, Arthropoda, Insecta, Diptera, Muscidae.
AAGGGCAGCAGUGAGUAUUGCCUGGUUUUUAGUGGUUUUCCGUUGUUGACUAACGCUAGCCACUGUUUGAAAUACUAACACCAGCCAUUCGGCAUUAAGCAGAGCUUAAGACGGGACGUGUUGUAUUGGCGUGUGUGACAAACAUAAAAAAACAUCAAAACUAUUAAAGCUCGUACUUUUGUUUUGGGAACGGAUAAUUUCAAACGGAAGCCAAAAAAAAAAGAGUUGAUGAAAAGUGUUUUUGAAAAAAAAAUGAAUAAAAAUUAUUUAGUUGGAAUUUUAAAAUAAUCCGCAAUUUGAAAUAAAGAAUAACAGUUAUCCCCCUUUAAUUGUUGUUUUUGCUGGGAAAUUUGAGUGAAUAUUCAUUUCCAUUUUGAAUUCUUGUUACAAAUCACAAUUUAAUUGCCUGCAACGAGAAGAGAGGAGAUCCUAAGAUCCUUCUGCAAGGAUUCUCUAACUAACUCAAGUGCUGGAUUAUUGCCGAUAAGAAAGAAACUAUGCUGGCAUUCCAAUUGUGGCUGUUCGCAACAGCCAUCGUGAGUUGUGUCUAUGGCGAAUCGGAAUUCACAUAUUACGGCAGCAUGGGACCAGAUCACUGGAGCGAGCAUUACAAUCAGUGUGCUGGCAAGCAUCAAAGUCCCAUCAAUAUCAAUGAUGUCGAUGUCAUUGAUAGACGGUAUCCUGAAAUAAAAUAUGAAAAAUUCGACAAGAAGCCGUUGAAUGCCACCAUGACGAACAAUGGGCAUACGGUCCAGGUGAAACUGAUCUACGACGGCCAGGCACCCAUGGUGUCGGGUGGACCGCUAGCUGGCAAGGGAAACUAUGAGUUUCAACAGCUGCACUUUCAUUGGGGCGAAGAUAAUACGGUUGGCAGUGAGGAUCGCAUAAACAAUGUUUCGUUUCCGAUGGAGCUGCACAUUGUGUUUCGUAAUAUUCGGUAUAAGGAUUUUGCCGAGGCAACACAGCGCGAUGAUGGUGUGGCGGUGAUGGCAUUCUUUUAUGAGAUAAGUUCGGAUCAGGCUGCUGAUCAUGAUUACGAUACGUUCACCAGUAAUUUGGGGAAGAUUGAAGAACCCAAUUCGGUUGCCAACAUGGAUGCCUUGACGCUGUUCGGUUUAAUGCCCGACAAUUUGAAUAGCUAUUACACCUAUAUUGGAUCCCUGACCACGCCACCCUGUAGUGAAGAUGUCAUUUGGAUGGAUUUCAAUACACCCAUUGGAAUAGCCUCAAAAUUGCUGGAUCGUUUCCGUUCACUCAAGACCUUCGAUGGCUCGUCGUUGACACACAAUUUCCGACCGGUUCAACCGCUUAACAAUCGUAAAGUUUAUCGGGCCAAAAAAGAAAUGCUUCUUCCCCAGGAAGGUGGGGCCAGUAGUAUACCCAUUGUAGAUGCCUGGGAUGCAGCUCCAACGUUUGCCCAACCCAUUGUCUUGGUUGGCAUUUUGGCGGUGGCGUGUGUCUACAUUAACCAUUAAUUAGCUGUAGUAGUUUAAUUUAACAAAAAACCCAACAACAACAACAAAAUACUCUUGUACAAUUUUAGAAUUUAAUAGUAUUAUUAUUAUUAUUUUGAUAAUUUUAUUUUACAUAUGCAUGUCUGAUUACAAACAUACAUACCGUCUACAACUUC